Archocentrus centrarchus (flier cichlid) is the source of this 1792-nucleotide messenger RNA. RefSeq names its product neuroplastin. The transcript is spliced from 9 exons. The record is from RefSeq and is a predicted model, not a curated record. Gene Ontology annotation, cellular component: plasma membrane; axon. Gene Ontology annotation, biological process: dendrite self-avoidance; homophilic cell-cell adhesion; axon guidance. Bases 524 to 1708 code for a protein of 394 amino acids. Gene Ontology annotation, molecular function: cell-cell adhesion mediator activity. NCBI's taxonomy places the organism in Eukaryota, Metazoa, Chordata, Actinopteri, Cichliformes, Cichlidae.
CUGUCGUUGCUGCCGUCGGUGUCCUACCAGCAUCUGUUCUUCUUUUGGUAUUAAAAAUAGACCGGUACUGAUAACAGACUUAUGUUUCGGCUGCAUCACUUGCCCUCGGGAAUCUUUUGUGCGCUACUUUCAUUUUAAUCACCGAACCGUUACCGCGAGAGCGCAAAUGCGCAUCGGUCUGCGCAUCUUUGAAUCUUCAGAACCACACUGUGGACAAUCUCCCUGACACCCAAGGACCUCUCCCCCGCAAUCCUACGAGGCUUCUUCACCGCUUAUGGCCGCACAUCGGCAUCCCUGAGCCGCCGGCCUCGUCCCGGACUUUUCACUCAUCGCUGCUCUCAAAAGGUCUCAGAAUCAGGGAGACAUUUCUACAGGCACAUCGAAUCCGUGCUCGGCUGGCUAUUUUUAAAGAACCCGGUGCAAUGCUGGGCCCAUCUCUCUAGAGCUUGUGAUCACUAGCCUGCACGAUCUCUCCUCCCACAUUCGUCCGACCAAGACCCCGGUACUCUCAUCGAGCCCAACGAUGCAUCGUAACGCAGUGAUGCUCGCGGCGGUCCUUUUGGGGAACUUGAUGUUACCUUUCAUCUCCGCACAAAACGCUGGGUUUGUGAAGUCGCCACUCUCUGAGACUAAGCUUACAGGAGACACCUUUGAGCUGUACUGCGAGGUGGUUGGUAUCCCCACUCCAGAGAUCCAGUGGUGGUAUGCUGAGGUCAACCGAGCUGACUCCUUCAAGCAGCUGUGGGACGGAGCCCGCAAACGUCGGGUAUCCAUCAACACGGCCUACGGCACCAAUGGGGUCAGUGUGCUCGGCAUCACACGCCUCACACUGGAGGACUCUGGGACCUAUGAAUGCCGGGCAAGCAACGACCCCAGGCGCAAUGACCUCCGACAAAACCCGGCCAUCACUUGGAUCCGCGCCCAGGCCACCAUUUCGGUGCUACAGAAACCAAAGAUCAAUGCCUCUGAUCAGACCAUCCUAACAGCAGAUGCCUCUAGCAAACAAGUUAUCCUGCAGUGUAACCUCACCACUGCCCAUACACGUCACAAGGAAAGCUUCUGGAUGAAAAAUGGGCAGGAGAUCGGCAACACACGGACAGAACGCAAGGACACAGUAUACAGAAUCAACAAGCCACGUGCGAAUGAUUCCGGGGAAUACAUGUGCGUUUACACAUUUGACACGGCACCAAAUGCAAACGCUACAAUUGAAGUAAAAGCAAAACCUGAUAUCAUUAGCCACAAGCGAAGUGAAAACAAAAAUGAGGGGGAAAAUGCGACGCUUUACUGCCGGUCUGUUGGUUACCCACAUCCCACCUGGACAUGGCAUAAGAUGGAUGGAACAUCCCCAAUGGAGCUCGACAACUCGACUGGGCGAAUCUUCAUCACUAACAGAGACAGUUACACAGAGCUCAACAUACUAAACCUGGAUAUCAACACAGAUCCCGGAAUAUACGAGUGCAACGCCACUAAUGCAAUUGGAAACACUGCCGAGACUACAAUACUUCGAGUGCGCAGCCAUCUUGCACCGCUUUGGCCUUUCCUGGGUGUGCUGGCAGAAAUUAUAAUCCUAGUCGUCAUCAUUGUUGUGUAUGAGAAACGCAAGAGGCCAGACGACAUUAUCGACGAUGAUGAACCAGUUGGACAAAUGAAAACAAAUUCAACAAACAACCACAAGGACAAAAACAUUCGCCAGAGGAAUACGAAAUAAGCAAUUUACUCAAAUGAGAUGGCUAAACUGCAUUUUUUUGACUACAAGAAGGUAUCAGAAGUGGAUAGAGCUCCGGGCAGUUUU